Molecule: messenger RNA, 1233 nt
Organism: Strongyloides ratti
Lineage: Eukaryota; Metazoa; Nematoda; Chromadorea; Rhabditida; Strongyloididae
Exons: 4
Coding region: 1-1233 (410 amino acids)
Source: RefSeq, a predicted model, not a curated record
AUGAAAGUAAUAAAUGUUAUUAACUUAUACCUAUUCAUUCAAAUAUUUCAUACAUAUUUUGAUAGUGUUAAUACAUUAAGCUGUCUAGUAAUAAGACCUGGAAAAGGAUUAAUGAGUGAAAGAUGUUCUCAACAUGCAGUUGGAUGUAGAAUUAGAAUAGAGGGUGAUACUAUACAAUGGUACGAAUAUUCAAAGUUGUAUGACAGAAAUCAAUUAGUUUGUGUUCAUCAAAAUGAAUAUAAUUUAAAAGAAAUAAAAAAAAGUGGUUGUAUAAGAAAGAAAUCUGGUAGUGUUAGAUGUUGGUGUUAUGGCCAAAAUAAUUGCAAUAAUCCAGAUGUAUCAAAAAUGUUAUAUCAAGGUUUCUUACAAUUAGAUGAAUAUGAAUUUGAAAAAGUUAUUGAAAAAGUGGAUACAAACGAUCAACCAGACUAUGAAAAUUUUGAUGAUGAUAAUAUUGAUAAUUCUAAACAAAAUAAAAGUAGUCUAUAUAAAAAAAUAAAGCCUUUUUAUACAAAUACGUGGUCAUAUCAAUUAAAAUCAAAUAUGAAUGAUCCUAUUCAUCAUGUUGCACAUCCAAUAAGAGGAGGUAAAGAUGCAUGGCAGGAUCCACAAACAAUUAAUAAUACUGAAAUUGUAGAAGUUAAACCAAAUAAUGUAAAUAAACAAUCAAAGUAUUUAAACAUUAAAGAAAAUGAAAAAAAUGAUAGUAGAAAAUUAAUACACAAAGGAAUGCGACCAAUUUCUUUAAAUAAUGGAGAAAUUAAUGAAUUAGGAAUAUUAGAAAUUAAAAAAAAUAAUAUUGAAAAUGUUGAAACUUUUUAUAAAGGAAGAGGUGCAAAAGUUAGCGAACAAAAAAGACCAUAUAUUCAUGGUUAUUCCACAACAUCAAAACCUUUAAAUGAAAUAAAAAAUAAAGAAAAACAUUUAUUUGAUAUAGAACGAAAAAUUUUUUUAUCACCAAAUCCAGAGGUUACAGAAGAUGAAUUUUCAGAAUUAAUUAAUAAUGAUGAACUAGUAAAAAUUCCUUCUCAAAUUUCAUUUCAUGGUGAAUCUAAUUAUCCAGAUAUAAUUGAAGGUACCUUAGAUGAACCAUAUAAAAAGUUGAAAAAUAAUAAUGAUAAUUUUACAUUAAAUUUAAAAAAAAAUAACAUUUCUGAUAAAAACGAACCAACAUUUAUUUUUAUAAUAAUUUGCUUAUUAACACAUUUCUUUAAAUACAUUUUGAUUUUGUAA